AUAUAUGUGUGUAAGACAGGUUUUGCAAGUGUUUGAGCAGUACCAGAAGGCAAGAACACAAUUUGUGCAAACUGUAGCAGAUCUUGCAGCAAGACCACAAAAUACUGAAACACUUCAAAAUUCUGGUGUAAUGUCCCUUUUGAGGCCUCUCCUUUUGGAUGCAGUCCCAACUAUUCAGCAGACAGCAGCUCUGGCUCUCGGAAGGCUUGCCAACUAUAACGAUGACCUAGCUGAGGCUGUAGUAAAGGGAGACAUUCUUCCUCAGCUUGUGUACUCUCUGGCUGAGCAAAACACACAGCGCUUCUAUAAGAAAGCUGCCGCAUUCGUGCUUCGGGCUGUUGCUAAGCACUCCCCUGAACUGGCUCAGGCCGUGGUGGACUGUGGAGCACUGGACGCUCUUGUAAUCUCCCUGGAGGAGUUUGACCCUGGGGUCAAAGAGGCUGCUGCAUGGGCAAUAGGCUACAUUGCCAGACAUAAUGCACAGCUGUCUCAGGCAGUGGUUGAUGCUGGAGUUGUGCCUCUGCUCGUGUUAUGCAUCCAGGAGCCUGAAAUUGCCCUGAAGAGGGUUGCUGCUUCCGCUCUGAGCGACAUAGCCAAACACUCCCCAGAGCUGGCUCAAACUGUGGUGGACACAGGGGCGAUCGCCCACCUAGCACAGAUGAUCCUAAACCCAGAUGCCAAAUUGAAGAGGCAGGUUUUUUCAGCUCUCAGCCAAAUCGCCAAGCACUCUGUAGACGUAGCCGAGAUGGUGGUGGAGGCUGAAAUAUUCCCUGCCGCACUGGUUUGCCUAAAGGACCCGGAUGAAUAUGUUCGGAAGAAUGUCGCCACACUUAUUCGGGAAAUCUCAAAACACACCCCUGAGCUGUCCCAGAUAAUAGUGAAUGUGGGGGGCGUAGCAGCUGUGAUUGACUACCUCGGGGACUCCAGAGGGAAUGUACGCCUGCCGGGGAUCAUGAUGCUGGGCUAUGUGGCUACACACUCCGAGAACCUAGCCAUGGCUGUGAUUGUAUCUAAAGGAGUGCCGCAGUUGGCUAUCUGUCUGGAGGAAGAGCAAGAAGAUCACAUCAAAGCAGCCACAGCUUGGGCAUUUGGCCAGAUUGGCAGACACACACCUGAGCAUGCAAAAGCUGUUGCUGUGGCCAACGUGUUCCCUAAACUCCUAAAUCUGUAUUUGGACACUGAAAGUUCUGAAGACCUGCAGGUCAAGGCCAAGAAGGCACUGAAGAGCAUCCUUCAAAAGUGCACUUAUCUACCAGCACUGGAGCCUCUUCUCUAUGAAGCUCCCAGCAACAUUCUGAAACAUAUCAUCUGCCAGUUCAGUAAGGUUCUUCCUCAUGACAGUAAGGCACGGCGAUUGUUUGUUACCAGUGGUGGUCUGAAGAAAGUACAGGAGAUCAAAGCAGAACCUGGUUCUGCAAUUCAGGAAUAUAUCAAUGCAAUCAACAGCUGCUACCCCGAAGAGAUUGUCAGGUAUUAUUCACCUGGUUACUCUGAGACCUUGCUGGAAAGGAUUGAUAACUAUCAGCCAGUGUGAUUUUCUUUACUGAAACACUAUGAAUGCUUUUCAAAAAGUUGUGAAAAAUAAAAAAAAAUACCAUACAAAUGAUCACAACUGAAACAUCUUAUUUUGUUAUAUUUAUUGGUGGUAGAGGAUUCUUAAUUCAGAGAUUUUCUGUUUUUGAUAACCUAAGAUGACCAAACAUUUAUAUUUUUUAAUCAUCUGUCUAGUUGCAUAAAAUCCUUGGUAUAUUUGUAGUAGUUGUUUAACAACAGCAACAACAACAAAAAUAAAAUGUAUUUAUUAUGAA
Molecule: messenger RNA, 1808 nt
Organism: Cyprinus carpio (common carp)
Lineage: Eukaryota; Metazoa; Chordata; Actinopteri; Cypriniformes; Cyprinidae
Product: sperm-associated antigen 6
Biological process (GO): sperm axoneme assembly; filopodium assembly; epithelial cilium movement involved in extracellular fluid movement
Cellular component (GO): microtubule cytoskeleton; sperm principal piece; acrosomal vesicle
Molecular function (GO): microtubule binding
Source: RefSeq, a predicted model, not a curated record